Prunus armeniaca (apricot) is the source of this 1179-nucleotide messenger RNA. The record is from the annotation of a GenBank genome assembly. Lineage: Eukaryota; Viridiplantae; Streptophyta; Magnoliopsida; Rosales; Rosaceae.
AUGCAGUGUGGCAAGGUAGCUUCAUAUCUCGAUGUGACUCGAAAGCUUCGAUCUUUUCUGCAACCAUGGGUGGCUCAGCAUGUCACCACAGACACUCCUCUCAUCCUCCAGAUCCAGAAUUACCAGCAUAGGUUCUUGGAUGCUUUCUUCUCUGGCUUGUCCUGUGUUGUUUCUGUGCCCUUUUAUACUGCCUUUCUUCCUUUGCUUUUCUGGAGUGGGCAUGGAAAAUUGGCUAGACAAAUGACCCUGUUGAUGGCUUUCUGUGAUUAUAUGGGGAACUGUAUAAAGGAUGUGGUAUCAGCUCCUAGACCUAGUUGUCCACCUGUUAGAAGAAUAACCGCUACAAAAGAUGAGGAAGAUAAUGCAUUGGAAUAUGGAUUGCCAUCUUCUCACACUCUAAACACAGUUUGCUUGUCCGGAUACCUUUUGCAUUACAUCCUAUCAUAUACUCAGAAUGAAGAUUCCCAUGUUAAGUUUGCUGGAUUCGCUCUUGUUUGCUUGCUUGUGGGUCUCAUUGGUUUAGGAAGGAUUUAUCUCGGCAUGCACAGUGUGGUUGAUAUCAUAGGUGGGCUUGCUAUUGGAUUGGUGAUCCUUAGGUUCUGGCUCAGUGUUCAUGAAUAUGUUGACAAUUUUAUAGUCUUGGGACAAAAUGUUACAUACUUUUGGGCCGCCCUGAGCUUCAUAUUGCUCUUUGCUUAUCCAACUCCUGAAUUUCCAACUCCAAGUUUUGAGUACCACACAGCCUUCAAUGGUGUUGCAUUAGGAAUUGUAUCUGGGGUCCAGCAGACAUACCAUCAGUUUCACCAUGAAGCUGUUCCACGUGUAUUUACGUCACAAUUAACAAUCCCUGGCUUUAUGGGAAGAAUGCUUGUGGGGAUACCGACAAUACUUAUUGUGAAGUUCUGCAGUAAAGCUCUUGCUAAAUGGAUUCUUCCAGUGCUAGCUAACACCUUGGGCAUUUCAAUAAAAUCCUCCACUUACAUUGCGUCGCUAAAGGGUUCAAGUAAUGGGAAAAAAUCAGAUGGGUUGAAGCAAUCAGGUUAUGUCCAAAAGCUGUUCUUUUUCUCCAGCCAAGACUCAUUUGAUGUUGAUACUGGUAUACGAUUCCUCCAGUAUGCGGGCCUGGCAUGGUCUGUGGUAGAUCUUGUUCCCUCCUUUUUUGCUCAUUUAAGCUUGUAA